AUGAAAAAGAUAGCUGGCUCCAAGGGAACGGUUCUGGUGUUUGGCAGUUUUGAAGCACUAAUCAAUAGCGUGGACGACAUCCUUGAAGCUACAUGCCGUAAGUUCCUUUUGUUUCCGUCUUAUCUAUUGGUUCUCUAGUAUUUUGAUCGGUUCUCAGUAAAAAUCCAUAUGCAAGAUUCCACAAUUUACUCCAAGAAUGCUUGAUUUGUUCAUUCAUUUGGUAUGGAUUAUUCUUUCCUUCGUAGUUGUUGAUGGAGGAUACACUGAGUGGUCUGAAUCUGAGUGCAGUGUGACGUGUGGAGAAGGAAUAAAGACACGAACACGAACUUGCACCAAUCCCCCGGCAUCGAACGGUGGAAAGGACUGCAGUGAAUUGGGACCAGCUGAAGACACAGUUCCAUGCAUCCAAGAAAAAUGUCGUAAGUAUCUUUGUAACGUUUUUUGUUGGUCCUUAUCUUUUUUAUAAAAUUAUUUAUGAAAAAGAUUAAAAUUGUGAUCCUUUUCGAAACAUCCAUUUUAUGUACAGAUUAAAACUACCCUCGAAAACUGCUAAGGCUCUUGCUACGGUACAAUCCAAUCGAAAGAAAGAACACUAUACUUCUAUUUACUUAACUAUUUUAUUAAACGACGUGUGAUAUUUUUAUACAGGAGUGAAUCCAAUAAUUCCCCUCCAAGAACUUACUUAAGCCCACUACAUUCUAAAUCUUAGCUCACCACUGACAGAAACUCACAGUUUUUUCCAAAUCUCCUCCUACAUUAGCUUUCUCUCUUGGUAUAGCUAUCCAAACAGUAGGUCAUUCCCGGUGACAGCAACUACUUGUACUACACGACUGAGUCCUGGGUGUUUGACGUAUUUAGCUGUUUUCAGUCCACCCAGUUUGCAACUGUGACUGUUUUUGCUUGCCUAAGACAAAGGAAGUGUCAACAGCGAUCAUAAAUUUGAGUAAAAAUGCCAAUUUUUCUCGUUUUUUCUCAAAAGUAGGCGAUUGUCUUGCACAGAAAAUGGAUAUCGCCAUUGUUGGUGAUAUAUCGAAAAGCAUGAAGAAGGGCCAUCGUGAUAAAUUGAUUAACCUGGUUAAAUCGUUGGUGGACAAGAAGGGCGUCUCUGCUGAAGGAAAUCACAUUGCAAUUGUCACUUUUGGAUCGCAAGCCUCAAUUAAGACCGACUUUAAGGACAACAAAUACUACAGUGCAAAAAGCGUAAAAGACAAAAUCAACAAGGAAUUCAGACAAAAUCCAGGUAAAGCAGGCACGCGCACUGAUCUUGUCCUGAAUCUCGCCUUAAAAAACUUGUUCAUCCCAGCGGCAGGGGAUAGGCCCGAUGCUCAGAACCUCAUGCUCAUCUUCACUGACGGAAGGCCAUGGAUCGGUAAAUGGGAUGACAGAAAGAUGAUUCCCUUUGAGGAUUCCACAGAAGCGUUGGAGGUACUAUCGCUAAAACCUUAUUUAACUUUCAUACGGUUUAUCGGCUAAGUAUUGACUUUCGGGUUGGAGACAAAGACAGUUGGGAUGUAAUGAAUUUAAGUUUUGAUUAUAUCUACGCCUGGAACUAACCCUUGAUUUCCCUGGGCCUGAAUCGAUCAGUGGCAGUACAAGGGAGAGACCUAAAAGGAAAGAGGCAAGAAUGAUAUAUCAUGUAGACAGAUUAAAUGCGCAGAUAAUAAAUGAGGGCCCGCAUGGCGAAGAUAAUUCACCACCGCCUCGUCAAAAUCACCCUUAUGGUGAAGUGAUAAAAUCGAUUUCGAAGUGGAAGUAGUGUGUUUUAUGGCCUCAAAAUGAACUUCUUUGCACAUUUGCACGGAAUGAAAGUGGUAUGGUAAUCACUGGGCAGAUUGUUGAAAUAAGCUGCAGUUUACUCAAUUUGUGUUUACAGAUAAGCUAACCUUUCUAAUGGGCGGAUGUCGACGCAUCUCGAAUUUAACGUGGAGUAUUAGCAGAUGCAUAGCGCUAUUGCCCGCUUAAACGGUCUUAAAAGAUAAGUGUUUCGGCGCAUCUCCCCACGGAUGAUCACAACUCUCUCCUUGAAAAAUAAAUGUGAAGUAAUAUCAUGUAAAGAUGACAGCCCCGUCUGAUGAAUUUCCCUUCAAAUUGCUCUCCCUUCUGGUCGAAGAAAAAAGAAUUGGGAUUCAACCGGUUUUUUUUCCUUUCUAUUUCCACGAAAAAAAAAAGGCACAACAUGAAACUAUAAUAUUUUAACCAGUGAAAUACUUAAGCCCCAGCAUAACUGAUUUAAUUCCAAAAAGGAAAAUUUUCAUGGCUCUAGGAAUAGUGAUACCUGUCAUGUGGUAAGAGUGAAAAAAAGGAUUUUUUUUCUAAACUGAGACUAGUUUGAGCACACUGAGAUUAACAUUAAUGAAUACAAAUAACUCUAUUUAACCUCAUCCUCUCCUUCUUUUAUCAUUCAGGCGAAAAAUGUGAACAUAAUUGUAAUCGGAGUUGGCAACGGCUUGGCCAACAGUGAAGCAGACAUGAAAAAGAUAGCUGGCAAAAAGGGAAAAGUUCUGGUGUUCGGCAGUUUCGACGCACUAAUCAAUAGUCUGGACGAUAUCCUAAAAGCUACAUGUGGUAAGUUCCUUUUAUUCCAGUUUAUCUAUUAGUUGUUUGGUAUUGUGAUCGAUUCUCAGCAAAAAUCCAUAAGUAAGUUUUUAAAGUUUAUUCAAAGAAUGUUGUUAAUGUUUAUUUAUUUAGUACGGAUCAUUUUAAAGUUGUUGACAGAAGAUACACUAAGUGGUCCGAGAAGGUAUUGAGUAAUUUAAUGUUGUCAACGUAUUUGUUGAUGGAAUAGUUCCCUUAGCCAUUUUAGGCCGAAGGGAGUAGUGUGAUAGCUGCUGGAUUAAUGCAUGACAUUUUCAAAAAAUUCAACGCGUUAAGCAUUUGGACGUGAUUCGAUUAAUAACACAGAAGGCAUUUUUAUUUGCAAUGAAGAGUGAUGCUUAGGUCUGACUGAGUCCAUUCAGUAUAGGGCCGAGAUAGAAUAUAUUAUUGUUAUAAGCCGAAAUCACGGCAGGAAACAUUUUAGUUCUUCAGCUUCCUCAGUUUAAGCUUCCCUUUAGCAAAUUUAGCAAAUUAAACAGAGCUGUAUUUGCUUAAUUUUUUAGAAUAAAGACGCUUGAUAUGCAGGAAAUGAAGUCCGUCAAGAAGGGUGCAACGGUGCAGGGUUGCUGUGGUAGUUCUUACACAACAUUCUUUAUCUGCAGAUGAUGUUCAUGAUGAUGUUGAUGAUAAUGGGAUAAAUAAUGGGAUAAAUAAAGGCCACCCCAAUAUCAGUACUUUGUUUGUCAUGUUUUUCGUUGUAAUUAAAAGAAAGAUCUUCAUAAUUCCUAAUACCAGUGUUACCGGCACGUAUCGUAACUCUGACCUCAAGUGGAAGGCGGAAUAUCGGCUUAACUUCCGAAUCGCUAGGCUCAAACAUGAACCUCGUGGAAACAGACAAAAUGAGCCUUAAUACCAAGUAUCUUGAAUAGAACCUGAAACGUUUCAUGUAAAUCUUUGAAGUGACCAAAAUUAAGUUUUGCCCAGCCUCCAACACAUAUUUUCUUGGCUAUUUUUUUAGGUAUGAGGUAUGCGCACUCCGCUAUUAGGAAAUACCAGAGAACAGAAAGAGCGCUAUUUAAACGAGCAGUGUGUCACAACAAAUUAACCAACUCAUUUUAGCAUACUGGUAUUCUUUACCAGGCGAUAAGAUCCACCUCAUGAACCAAUGGGCUCAGCUGUGACUUGCUGGCGUUCAAAAGUAAAUGGCUCAUUUUUCAAAGAGCGUUGUAAUUAUGAAAUAUUUACGAUUGUACGCACGCUUUCAUUGGUCAAUAAGUUUGUUUUGAUGAGAGUAAGUAAAAAAAUAUUUAUUUCUUUGUCUCAAGCAAACACUCGCAGCGUAGGGAGGAUUCCCGAAAGUAGUGCAAAACCUUGACUGCUUGCCGGUUUUGUACAAUUCCUCGAAUUCCCCCAGUUUAGAUGCUCAAGAUGGAAAAUGCCUUUAUUGCUAAUGAUAUACAUAUAAUACAGCGUGAAUUCACCAAAACACAACUAACAAAACAGCAAACUCAAAGUCGAUUUCCAAGCAAACACAUCUCAAAACUGAAAAUUCUCUCCGCCCCACCCCCAACCAUAGUGAUAUAGACCAAUAGCAGAGCUGCAUGCCGAAGGGCAUGAGUUCGACAGUGAAUCAUUAGACACAUUCCAAAGCAACAACAUGCUGAAAAGCUGUCCACUUUAUGCAAAAAGCAAAUCCUCCUUGACUGCUUACCUAUCCUUGCAUGUGCCAAUGGCUGGUCUGCUUAGGCUUGACGACGAGUGAUUCCCGCCUUAAAGCGAAAACCUAGCCAUCAGGUUUUUGCAAGGUCAGUUUCCUCCCCUAAACUUAAAGAUCCUCCAGCCAUGGAAUGUUAGCCCUAUGGCCGAGGUAUGACAUUGUAAGUUACAAACAGCGUUAAGGCAGGCGAUGCCUGUCUCCUAGAGAAAACCUAGCCUUAAGGCUUUUGCAACAGCUCCCAGACCCGCUGUUUUGGAAUCUCAACCACCCGCCAGCCACAAGGCGUUCAUCCACAAGUUGAGCUUUGGCAGAGCAUGAAUUUGACUGUCAAUAUUGUAACAUACUGCGCAUGUGUUUGCAAAGUACAAGUGGAUACACGUACACAUUUGCAAUGCCUGCUAACAAACAUUCGCAUCGAUAAAAACAAUCAAUCGGCAAACUUAUUCAUCGCAACAACGCUUCGUCCUUUGAAAAGCCCUUUUUUUCUUUCAAGUGGAAAUUCAUUGAUCCACUAUAUUUUAGAUGAGCUAUGCGGAGGGAGAGAGAAAACUCUUCAACAAAGUUAUCAGAGUCCCACUAGAGAAUGCGCAGUAAGCUCCCACUUUAAGCCUGGCUAUUCAUAUAGAUUAUCAAAUAACGUUUUUUGAUUUAAUGACUUAUUACUAAGCUUUCACUUAGGGGAAAAGUGUCGUUCGAAAGUAGAAAGUAGAACACAAAAUUAACAGUACCUUAUCUGACUAAGGAUGUAUGAACAGGAGCAGUAACAAAAGAUAAUUGAAAUUUUACUUUGCAUUUUGAAAUUCUCUUGAUUAACAGCACUUGUAUUGUUAUGAUCUAAAGACAAUCAGUUUUCCUUUGCGAUCUGAAAAAUUAAGACAUGUUGUUAAAAUUUCUUGCGUAAAGUGGCCCAUAUAAAGCUUUACUGUUUUUUUUUUUUUUUUUUUUUUUUUUUUAGUGACCCUAGUUUUUUAACAUUGAAUUCAAAAUAGAAAUUAAUCUUUCUUCAAAUAAACAAGAAAAUGUGUAGUGCAUUUCGCCGGUGACCGGGGUGGCUCUAAACCUGGACGAUUAAUAUUUUCAAUCUUUCAGAGAAAUUAAUCUUAGCAGCUGAAUAGACUUGCGAUAAAAGUUGAAAUCGGUUCAGAGCCGAAGGCACAUAUAGCUGAAUAUGGGAAUUUUUCAAGAGGCCAGAAAUGUUGCUACGGUAACCUUAUGCAUUUUUGAAAAUGCUCUGUAUCGUCUACUAAUGAUAGGGAAUUUUUAUGAUACCAUCGCCGAAAUGAUGCAAUAAAACCGAAAAUAAUGGUAAUAAUUAACCAUCAAACAAUAUUAGCCUUUUAGAACAUAAGGCAAAUUUUUUAGCCUUCCUAAAGGAAUAAAACGUAGGCUAUUGUAAAGGAUUUUUAAAAGAGCUUUCUUCACGUUGUUAUCCCCGAGCUCACUUUAAAAAGCCUUUGAUGAAUCUAACUUUACCAGGCCAGUAAAUACUUAUUUGUUCAGUGUGCACAUCACUAUGUAUCGGUUUGAGGUGGGGUCGUAAAUACUGUACGAAAACGUGUUUCCAAUCUUUCGCCGAUUAACAGCACCAUCAGGCAUCCCUAAUGAUCCCGUGGAUCAGCGAACGUUUUUCAUUUUUAAAGUUACUUGGUAUGGAUACGUGGUGCUACCGUAGGACAACAAGAAACAAUAAGUGCACUGUUCAAGGCUAAUCAAAUUUAACUUGCGGUGCUGCACAUGCAUUUCAUCUUAUAGACAAAUAGAACUUGUAUAAGUUAACUCCUGGAAAUGCCCACAGCUGUUACAGGGUAUAUAUAAAUAAUUCUCAAAUGGCUGAAAAUCACGAUUAUCCUCAUCGGUUGGUCUGCAAGAAUACGAGCAAUAUUCAGAGAACAUCAAAAACUUUUUCUUCACUUUACAAAUUUACUGAAUUAGCUCUAAAUUAGCACAUAAGCAGGCAUAAGCACAGAUAUAUAACGAGCGGCUAAUGAAAAAGAAAAAAGUUUUCCCUUCCCCAUAUAUAUAGAUUACAUGCGAGCUGCGGUCGCUUGCAUCACAGUUUAGUUACAUGCGACACGGUUCACGACGGUUUGACUGCAUACUAUUAGUUUCCUUUUGGAAAAAAGGUCUAGACAGGCGAUAACACUUCAGACAGACGAUAACCAUUACUCAUUACCAGCGAAUUCACCAAGUUGAAUACCAAGAACAAAUUAAGGUCAUUCUUGAUUAUUUGCUUGAGCCUUCCAAUUAUCCAUAAGCGUUUUAAAAGCGCUUAGCUACGUUGAGACAAUCAUUACAAGAUCGAAUCCAAGGCUCUUGUUUCGAAGAUAAAGAGAAAACAGAGUUGGCGUUUUUAAGACAGAAGGUACGUUCAUAUUUAGUGCGGUUCGCUCUUGUUGUUCGUAAUGUAAACUUUCUUUUCCUUUCAUAAUCUUUCCAUUGAAAAAAUAUAUACAAUAAUUAGUCAGAAGUGCCUAAUUUUCCAUAACAUGAGAAAAAGGGGGAUUUUAGAAUCUCAGCUUGAUGAUCUGUGGCUUAAACUCAUGUCUAAUUGAAUUGUCACGAAGAAUUUUUAAUUUUAAAUUUUCUUUUGUUUUAACUUUUAGUGCAGAUUUAAGCAUUUCACUUCGCAAUAUUAAUGUUACUCUUUUAUAUUAAACCUUUUCUACAAUCCAUCUAUCAAGUCUUAAGAGAAAGUUUCACUGCUACCAGGAGAAUAAAAAAUAAAAUAAUAUCGUUUUGAUCGCAAACUGGGCGAUGAGCUGAACCGAACUGUCCAUAUGUAAAAGCGAGUAGAGAAUUUCUCAUCAAAUUCUUCAGACAUUCAUUUUCCUACCUCGUUACACACUGGUAAGGUGGCGCCAAUCGAUGCGAUCCUGAAUAAAAGCAUUCAAUGAGUAUUCCAGGAGAUGACUGCACAAGAUGAAAUUGGCCAUGAACUGGAAAAUAAUUUUCAAAAAAAAAAAAAAAAAAACCUUGAAUCAACAGGCCGAUACAAAACACUUGAAAGUAAAGUAUGGGUUUGCAGAGAAGGUCAUAGACAGCUUAUUUAACGUACUUAGUUGUUUUCAGGCCAGUUGCAGUUGCGACAGGUUUGCCUGGUUUGCCUUAGAGUGAGGAAUUGUCAAAAUUUAUUUAUCCAUCACAAUCUUGCAUUCGUUGCAGGAGUCAAAACACAAAUUUCUCUCAUUUUUAUCCAUAAAUAGAUGAAUGUCUUGACCAGAUAAUGGACAUCGCCGUUGUUGGUGACAUAUCGAAGAGCAUGGAGAACAGCCACCGUAAUAAGUUGGUCGACCUGGUUAAGUCGUUGGUGGACAAGAAGGGCGUCUCUGCCGAAGGAAAUCAUUUUGCAAUUGCCACUUUUAGAUCGUACGCCUCAAUUAAGACAUACUUUAAAGAAAGCAGAUACUACAAUGCCAAAAACUUAAAGGAAAAAGUUAACCAGGAAUUCAAAGUUGUUCCCGGUAAAGCAGGUACGCGCACUGAUCUUGUCCUGAGAGUAGCCCUUAACAGACUGUUCACCCCAGACGGAGGGGAUAGGCCUGAUGCUCAGAACCUCAUGCUCAACUUCACUGACGGAAAGCCAUGGAUUGGCAAAUGGGAUGACAGAAAGAUGGUUCCUUUUUGGGAAACCACGAAAGCUUUGGGGGUAACACAGCUAAACCUUUUUUCAACUUUGAUACGGUAAAUCUGUAAGACACCGACUUUGGAUUUGGAGACAAAGACAGCUUCGAGUAUUUAGUUAAAUUUUCACCUGGAUAAAUUACCCUUUGUCUUCCUUGGAUUGAAUCAUGCAAAGGCAGUACACAGGUGAAGCCCUCAAACGAACAAUUUCAGUGAGAUGUUUCAUUUAGAUAAGUGUUAAUCCUCUGGUAAUAAAUGGUAUCCCCGGAUGGCCGAGGAUUGUUACCCACUGCCUUGCCAAUUUCAGCAUGAAAUAUCAUUUAGAUAAACUUUCCACGGGCGCCUGUUGAAUAUGAGAUGAGGCCCGUAGGUCCGAGUUGGCUGAAAUUAUCUCACAUUCAAUAACCGCGAGUGGAAUAAUUGUCUUAUUUAAAACGCCCCAAAACAUAAAUAAAUCAUCCCAAAUUUAUUUUUUAAGGACUAACGAAAUGUGACAAGGUACAAAAACACUUCCGAUUAAACUCGUCUUCAUAUGCGUGCAUGGCAAAAUGGCUCAUGACCCAUGAUGGCUAAGCCAAUGAAAACUCUUGAAUUGUAUAAUCUAAUGAUUGGAGCUUUGAUAAUAAAUGAUAGCCCUGCAUGUUUCCCUCUGCCUUCUUAUAUUCACUCUUUUCGAGGUGAUUUUAAAAUUGCCAAAAUGUAACUUCUAUGUGGCCGUGGGGCGUUUCUUUUUCAGGCCGUUAUACUUCAAGACGGAACAAAUAAAUGAAAUGAGCAACAGUUCACCCAGACGUUUAUCUGUUUAAUAACAACAUCGUCACAGUGUGUACUGAUUCACUUAAUGUGCGUGAUAGGGAAUACUCUCUCCCUUACAAUGAAUAACAAAUGCAUUACGCAGCCCGCUAAAGCAAGAUCAAAUUUUCUUAACGGAUCGUUACCCGCCUAACGGAUACUCAUUUCAUUGAACGGCUGAGUCAACUUUUAUCGAGCUUUGUUCACGGAUAAGCUAAGCGUUUUAACGGGUGGUUAUCAACGACUCUAACGUUUAUAAAAUAGUUUCAGAGCACGUUUAAAAAAUUCCUUAACGAUAUUACCCAUUUUGAGGUAAGUGACUAAGCGCGAUUCCCCAUGGAUAGUCACAAUUUUCUCCACAAACAAUUUUCUCCACAAACAAUUAAUAAACGUCCAAUUUACCAGUAGGGAAAAUAACUCUCGUGCGAUGAAUCAUACUGUCGAAUGGCAACCUUCUCUUGGCAGCCAAAAAAAUAAAAAUGGGUGUCAAUCAUUUUUGUUCCUGUUUGUUGGCACUGAAAAUACCACGAAAAGCAGAAUCUCUAUGACUAUUGAAUACGAUUGUUCCAGUCUGACCAUGUGAAAUUCAAAGAAGGAGAGUUACGUGGUAACAAUACUUUGAGGGCAGAGGGGCUGUUAAAAUGUGCCAAGUCCAACCCUUAAGAGGAAGGAGCUCUUCAAAUUUUCGUUUACCUGGGGAUGCCUGCGUGGUGGUGAAAGCACAAAAAACCCUUGCGUUUCAAAUGAAAACUAAUUCAAGCACACUGAGAUUAAAAACCAUUGGAUUCAAUUGCUUUAAAAUAUAUUAUAUGAUGUAUUGAAUUCAAUUUAUGAAUUAAAAUGGAUUUUUAACCUCUUCCUAUUCAGAAAAAAAACGUGAAAAUAGUUGUAAUCGGAGUUAGCAAGGAGCCGUACAAAAGCAAGGAAGAUAUGAAAAAGAUAGCCGGCAAGAAGGGAACAGUUUUGGUUUACGGAAAUUUCGACGCACUUAUCAAUAGUGUCGACGAUCUCCUAAAAGCUACAUGCGGUAAGCUCCUUUUGCUUCCUCCUUAUGUGCUAGUUCAAAAGUAUUUUGACAGAUGCUUUGUAAAAUCCACAUGUAAGUAUUGGAAAUUUGUUCCGAGACUAUUGGAUUUGUUUAUUCAUCUGAUACGGCUAAUAUAUCUCCCUCAAAGCUGUUAACGGAGAAUACACUGAUUGGUCUGAGUCUGAGUGCAGUGUGACGUGUGGAGGAGGAGUGAAGACACUUACAAGAACCUGUACCAAUCCUCCGCCAUCUAGUGGUGGAAAGGACUGCAGUGAACUUGGACCAGCUGAAACGACAGCACCAUGUAACUAACAAAAAUGCCGUAAGUACUUUUAAAACCAUUUUCUUGAGAAAAAUUAGUUAUUGCAACGCCUGGAAAUGUGAUUUUAAGAUUAGCAUUACCUGCUUUUCUUCAUCUUCGGAGAGAAUUAGUAAUUGGAUUCUAAGACUAGCAUAGGUUGAAGUUUUAGAAAUAUCCACUGUAAGUUGAGAUUAAAAAAAGUUAUUAAGAGCGUGGAGAUUUUCUACGCUUUUUAUCGAAAGGAAUGCUUAUAUGGACCCGGAGAAACAAUUUCAGAUAAGGAUCAUUUUCUCCCUCUAAGCUGUCGACGGAGGAUACACUGAUUGGUCUGAGUCGAAACGCAGCGUGACGUGCGGAGGAGGAGUGAAGACACUUACAAGAACCUGCACCAAUCCCCUGCCAUCUAACGGUGGAAAGGACUGCCGUGAACUUGGACCAGCUGAAAAGACAGCUCCAUGUAACGAAAAAAAAGGCCGUAAGUAUCUUUGUAACUGUUUUUCGUCUGUUGGUCGUCACCAGUUAACCUAGAGAUUAAGAAUACCCUCAGAAACAGCUAACGUUCUACCUAGCCUUCUCUUAAGACGUAUAGUGUACUCCUAUAUGGAAUUACCUAAAUUGUAGAUUCGUCUGCGAAGUUCCUACGCCACUUUUUUUUUCCUCAAGCAAUAGUGUGGAAAGCCACUUAAAAGCUACAUGCAGUAAGUUCCAUUGGUCUCCAUCCCAUCUAUUAGGUGUCUAGAAUUUUGAUCGAUGUUUGAUAAAAAAAUCCUCACGAAGGCAUUAAUUCCGAUAAUGUUCAAUUUAUUUAUUCAUUCGAUUCGGAUCAUAUUUCUUCAUCAAAGCUGUGGACGGGGGAUACACAGAUUGGUCUGAGUCAAAGUGCAGUGUGACGUGUGGAGGAGGAGUGAAGACACUUACAAGAACCUGCACCAAUCCCCCGCCAUCUAACGGUGGAAAGGACUGCAGUUUGCUUGGGCCACCAGAAAAGACUGUUCCGUGUAACGAACAAAAAUGCUGUAAGUUUUAAGUAACAAUUUUAUGUUCUUCCUUAUUUUAUAAGAUGUACUCAUCAUGCAGGCUGAAGCUAGGAUUCAUGUGUUACUGUGUUCUGAAAAGUGACCAUUCUCAUUUACUAAAGGUUGAUCUUUCUUUUCCCACUAUACAGCUGUUAACGGGGGAUACACAGAAUGGUCUGAGUCAAAGUGCAGUGUGACGUGUGGAGGAGGAGUGAAGACACUUACAAGAACCUGCACCAAUCCCCUGCCAUCUAACGGUGGAAAGGACUGCAGUGAACUAGGACCAACUGAAAAGACAGUUCCAUGUAACGAACAAAAGUGCCGUAAGUAUUUUUAAAACUAUUUUCUUGAGAAAAAUUAGUCGUUGCAACGCCUGGAAGUGUGAUUUUAAGACCAGCUUAGGUAGAACAUAGGGAAACAUCCAUUGUAUGUGGAUAUUAAAACAAUUCUUUGAGACCGCUGAGGAUAUGCUUAGCUUUUCCUUUGGAAAAAAAGCACACACUUACAUGGACCACCAAGAAACAAAUUCUACGACGGGACAUUUUUUCUUUCGAAGCUAUCAACGGAGGAUGCACUGAAUGAUCUGAGUCUGAGUGCAGUAAGACUUGUGGAGGAGGAGUGAAGACAUUUACACGAACCUGCACCAAUCCUCCGCCAUCUAGCGAUGGAAAGGACUGUAGUGAACUGGGACCAGCUAAAAAGACAGCUCCAUGUAACGAACAAAAAUGCCGUAAGUAUUAUGGAAAUAAUAUUUGUUGGUCCUAAUCUUUUUGAGAGCAUUAGUCGAUGUAAAGACUAUCAUUUACGUGGUUAAGAAUAGCUUUGAAUGCACUUGAAACAUUUUUUAUGUCGAGAUGAAAACUACUCCAGAAAAUAAUUCAAGUUUUGGAAAGUUUCUUUUAGAACGCAGUGUACUUUUUUUGUCAUUUUUUAUUCUUUUCACUGAACUACAAUCACUCACAUACUUUCAAGAUAAACGUUUGCUGUAAACGCUAAGUAACCUGCAGAAAACAUAACAGUUUUCGCGGUGUCAUAUCAAGCGAAUUUGGUCGAUUAAUUAAUUCGCAUUCUGGCAAUACAGUUAAAGUUUCUAUUAGGUAUGUAUCGUACGCAAAGUCUACAUAAGCAAUCCACGAGUCCAUGAAAGAGUGAUUCUUCGAGCGGAUGAGAGACUAGCACAAAAUCAACUAAAAAGAUAAGUAAUUCGUGGGCCCAUCCGGGUAAAAGUUAUCCGUCAGAGGACCCGUCGUAUAAAUUGAAAUAAAGCUAUUCAAACUGAUCUGACCGGUAUGAUUCUAGAAUGUUGAAAAUGCUUUAUGAUGCUUUGAUCACAAAUUCCUCAAUAUCUCUCACAGCUCCCCCAUGCACAGCGGGACUUGACGUUGGAAUUGUUCUUGACAAAUCCAAGAGUGUAAAGAUACCCAAUCUUAAAAAAGUCAUCGAGUUCUUAGGGUAA
Pocillopora meandrina is the source of this 12465-nucleotide messenger RNA. Lineage: Eukaryota; Metazoa; Cnidaria; Anthozoa; Scleractinia; Pocilloporidae. The record is from the annotation of a GenBank genome assembly.